Messenger RNA from Oncorhynchus keta (chum salmon), 7750 nucleotides. Its product is annotated as polypeptide N-acetylgalactosaminyltransferase 5-like. The coding region runs from base 541 to 3114 and encodes 857 amino acids. Lineage: Eukaryota; Metazoa; Chordata; Actinopteri; Salmoniformes; Salmonidae. The transcript is spliced from 10 exons. Gene Ontology annotation, cellular component: Golgi apparatus. The record is from RefSeq and is a predicted model, not a curated record.
AGUGCAAAGUUGAAAUGUGUCGUAGACGGGAGGUACUUCCACGACAGAAUAGGGGUAAAUGUGGCUAAGAAUUGAAUGGAUGUCUGUGGUUUUCUCAUUCUCUUCAAGGAAAUUAUGUAAUUUCUCAUUCAAAGACAUUAGUAGAGGGAAAGUAACAAAAUGCAAUCUAAUUGCAUUGCAUUCCCAGAAAAGUGGACAGCGCAUGGAUAAGCUACUUGAUACAUUGUAACAAUCAGGGAAGUAAAUGGACAGCAUGGAAUUUCACAAGUAAGUUUUACUGAUACAUUUUUGCGUUAUUGUUUAUGGGUUUUUUUUUGCUACAGAAUGCACACUAGUUCAAUUAAGGAUAUUUGACAGAAGAUUCCCGAAAGUAGUUUGGCCAAAGCAAUCUUCUCGGCGUAGAAUGCCACGCAGGCAAUAGCCUACUACUACUAUCCAAACUAAAGAAACGAAGUAGUAUGGGGGUUGAUAAGUAGGCUAUGACCCGCGAAUGCAUUGGUAAGAUACUGUGACAUUAUAUCUAGAUUUAGGCCAACUAAAAUGAGGGCGAUAAAGAUAAGGAAAUACUUUAGGGGUAGUGGGAGGGUACUUGCAUUUGUUUUCAUCGCAUCUAUUAUUUGGCUGCUGUUCGACAUGGCAGCGCUUCGCCUGUCAUUAAAUGACGUUAACAGCCAACUUUUAAAAGAAAGCGUAGUAAAGGAAAGGCAGGCUGUCAGACAGCAGGCCACGAAACGUACUAAGUUAGUGCAUAGGGGGUUUAAAAAUCCAGUACAGAGAGUAGACUUGGACCUGGAUGAGGCAGGUAAUAAAGAUCCACUCCAGGAUGAAAAUAAAGUCCUUGAAGUGUACAGGAAGCGAGGACCCGCUGUCAAAAAUGACCCACAGUUUAUGGACAAAGUAAACUCGCAUGAGCAACAAGGAGGGAAUGUCCAACCAAAGUUAGAACAUGCUGUCAUCUUUAAGCAUAACCAAAUCGAGCCUGUGCAUCAUGUCACAGUACACUUGAGUGUGCCUUUGAAUACGAAAGCACCUGUCAAAGAUCCUUUGCCCGUCAAAGAUGUGUCAAAAAAGGCAGUGGACUUGGUGCUGGAGGAUGGGAAAGUAGGACCUACGGAGAGGGAUAAGAUUGUGGCAUUCCCUGCAGCAGUAGGCUCGAACUUUACCAAAGUGCCACCUGGUGUUCAGGAAGGAAAACAUGUUGAAACGCCUGCCUCAAAAAAUACAGGAGAGAACCAAGAGGGAAAUAUAGACCUAGUGCAAAAAGGCAAAGAAAAUAUUGACUCCAAGACACAGAAGAAAGUCAAAAACUCACUUGAGCCUGGCAAACAAGAAAGCUUUAUUAAAGACAAAGUUGCAGUGGACUACACAGUUAAACCUGUCAAAAAUGAUGUACUAAAAGGAGAAGAGGUGAUUGUCAACAAAGAGGACAAACAGAUCAAUGAGCUUGAUAAAGGUAACCCUGAAGCCCUAAAGGAGUCCUUACCACCUACAGCAAAGCCAAAACGCCAACAAGGAGUUCCCACAAAUUCCACAGUUGUUCGAAACACAGGUGUCCACAAAGUGCUGGCAUUAGACAUGACCCAAGCGCCUAGAGAUGCCAACGCAAUUGGGCAAUUUGGGCAAGCAGCCAUGGUGCCCAGUGACAAAGAGCAGGAGGUGAGGAACCGUUGGAAUGAGGGCCAUUUCAACGUCUACCUGAGUGACCAGAUCCCUGUGGACAGAGCCAUCCCAGACACCAGACCUCAUACAUGUUCUGAGAGUGUGGUCCAUGAUUACUUGCCCACCACCAGUGUGAUAUUCUGCUUUGUGGACGAGGUGUGGUCCACUUUGCUCCGGUCUGUCCACAGUGUCCUCAACCGGUCUCCACCACACCUUCUCAAAGAGAUCAUCCUGGUGGAUGACUUUAGUGCCAAAGAAUAUCUCAAGGACCAUCUGGAUGUGUACAUGUCCCAGUAUCCCAAAGUACGGAUCGUCCGUCUGAAGGAGAGGCAGGGCUUGAUCCGAGCUAGGCUGGCAGGAGCCGCCAUUGCCAAAGGUGACGUUUUGACCUUUCUUGACUCUCAUAUCGAAUGCAACGUGGGCUGGCUGGAACCUCUGCUGGAGAGGGUGUACAUGGACCGGAGGAAAGUGGCCUGCCCAGUCAUCGAAGUCAUCAGUGACAAGGAUUUGAGCUAUGUGUUGGUUGACAACUUCCAAAGAGGCGUGUUCAAAUGGCCCUUGGUGUUUGGGUGGAGCACGUUAUCAAAGGACACAAUCAAGAAGAAUCACAUGAAGGAUUCAGAUCCCAUCAGAUGUCCUGUCAUGGCAGGAGGCCUUUUCUCCAUCGAUAAGAAGUACUUCUAUGAACUGGGCUCUUAUGAUCCUGGCCUGGAUGUAUGGGGUGGAGAGAACAUGGAGAUCUCUUUUAAGAUUUGGAUGUGCGGAGGUGAGAUCGAGAUCAUCCCGUGUUCCCGAGUGGGCCAUAUUUUCCGAGGCGAGAACCCGUACAAGUUUCCCAAGGACAGGCAGAAGACUGUUGAGCGUAACCUGGCGAGGGUGGCAGAGGUGUGGCUGGAUGAGUACAGGGACCUGUUCUACGGCCAUGGAUACCUCCAUCUGCUGGAUAGGAGUAUCAUCGACAUCGGCAACCUCACAGACCAGAUCGAACUCAGGAAGAAGCUUGAGUGCAAGAGCUUCAAGUGGUACCUGGACAACGUGUACCCAGACAUGGUCGCUCCACUGGUCAAAGCUGAGGGGCUGGUUUUCAAUCGUGGAGUCAGAAAAUGCCUCGCUCUGCAGGAUGGCUCCCUUGCCUUUGAGACAUGUGAUCUCAGCAAGCUGAGUCAACACUUCAAUUACACCUGGAUGAGGCACGUUCGCCAGAAGGAUGUCUGUGUCACUGCUCAUGGCAAAGGGACCAGUCUGGCUCUGCAGCCGUGUGACAACACCAAGCCACAGCUACGAUGGCUCCACAAGGCCACCAACUCUGCUCUGGUGGAGCACCUCAUAGCGGAGCACAGUCCCCGGCGUCUGUGCCUGGAGGCUGGGGCUCUGGAUGACAGCAUACAGCUGAAGGAGUGCCAGUCUACCAGUCCCUACCAGAAGUGGCAGUUCACACAUUACCACACUGUGUGAUGGGAGUACAGGGCUACAGCACUGUUCCUGCAUUCGAGAUUGACACUAAAGUACUUGACUGUACUAUAUGCAUUUGGAUGUGUUCAGUGUAUUUCUGCAAUGGGAUAUGCAUGGUGCUGCUGGUAUGUUGGUGUGAGGGUGGUGUUGGGACGUGCAAUGCUUUUUUACUUCUCCUUUUUAUCAUGAUCAAGCUUCACUUGGAAUUUUUAAUUUUUGCAUGACUGAGGCCCCGGAAUGAUUUGAAAGGACAGCUGAUACACAGUGUAAUUACAGUUUUGUAUUUGAUGGCAUAGUUUACUGGUGUAGGCUAUACAAAUAAAUAAUAGUUGCAUACUUGUAUACAGUGGCUUAAAGAAGUAUUCACCACCACCCCCCCUUGGCAUUUUUCCUAUUUUGUUGCCUUACAACCUGGAAUUAUUGUAUCAUUUGAUUUACACAACAUGCCUACCACUUUGAAGAUGCAAAAUAUUUUUCCUUGUGAGACAAGAAAUAAGACAAAAAAACAACUUGGUCAUGCAUAAUUAUUCACCCUCCCAAAGUCAAUACUUUGUAGAGCCACCUUUCGCAGCAAUUACAGCUGAAGGUCUCUUGGGGAAUGUCUCUAUAAGCUUGGCACGUCUAGCAACUGGGAUUUUUGCCCAUUCUUCAAGGCAAAACUGCUCCAGCUCCUUCAAAUUGGAUGGGUUCCGCUGGUGUACAGCAAUCUUUAAGUCAUACCACAGAUUCUCAAUUGGGAUUGAGGUCUGGGCUUUGAUUAGGCCAUUCCAAGACAUUUAAAUAUCGCCCCUUAAAGCAACACUUGAGUGGUUUAUCAGUAUGCUUAGGGUCAUUGUCCUGCUGGAAGGUGAACCUCCAUCCCAGUCUCAACUCUCUGGAAGACUGAGACUGUAUUUAGCGCCAUCCAGUUGCCCAGUCCCCGCCGAUGGAAAAACAUCCCCACAGCAUGAUGCUGCCACCACCAUGGGGAUGGUUUUCUCGGGGUGAUGAGGUGUUGGUUUGCCCCAGCCUUAGUGUUUUCCUUGAUGGCCAAAAAGCUCAAUUCUAGUCUCAUCUGACCAGAGUAACUUCUUCCAUAUGUUUGGGGAGUCUCCCACAUGCCUUUAGGUGAACACCAAAUGUGUUUGCAUAUUUUUUUCUUUAAGCAAUGGCUGUUUUCAGGCCACUCUUCCGUAAAGCCCAGCUCUGGAAUGUACGGCUUAAAGUGGUCCUAUGGACAGAUAAUCCAAUCUCCACUGUGGUGAUUUGCAGCUCCUUCAGGGUUCUCUUUGUUGCGCCUCUGAUUAAUGCCCUCCUUGCCUGGUGUGAGUUUUGGUGAGCGGCCCUCUCUUGGCAGGUUUGUUGUGGUGCCGUAUUCUUUCCGUUCUUUAAUAAUGGAUUUGAUGGUGCUCAGUGGGAUGUUCAAAGUUUCAGAUUUUUUUUGUAACCCAACCCUGAAUUCUCCACAACUUUGUCCCUGACCUGUUUGGAGAGCUCCUUGGUCUUCAUGGUGCCCCUUGCUUAGUGGUGUUGCAGACUCUGGGGCCUUUCAGAACAGGUGGGUGUGUAUAUUUACACUGAGAUCAUGUGACACUUAGAUUGCACACAGGUGAACUUAAAAAAAACAACUAAAAAUGUGACUUCUGAAGGUAAUUGGUUGCACCAGAUCUUAUUUAGGGGCUUCAUAGCAAAGGGGGUGAAUACAUAUGCACGCACCACUUUACCGUUUUCAAUUCACUUCAACCAAUUUGGAUUGUUUUGUGUGUGUCCGUUAAAUGAAACACAUUUAAAUUACAGGUUGUAAUGCAACAAACUUGGAAAAAUGCCAAGGGGAGUGAAUACUUUUACAAGGCACUGUGUGUACUUAUGUAUGUGUAUAUAAGCUCUGUGGUUUACUCAAAUUACUGUGAGCUUGUUUAUAGAGGGUGUGACUCUCUUUAGCUUUAUAGCCUACAGUUUACUUGCAGUUAGUAAACACCUCUACUAACUUUUCUGUGUGCGCCAGCUCAUGCUUUUCACUAGAGUAUAAUUGGUUUUACAUGCAUGUUCACCAGCUUUGCAAAAAAUGAAUUCUCAUGCCUUGGCAAAUCAAUCGCGAAUGUGCCUUUUUGAUUAUUUACAUGAGUAUUUGUUUCCUGCAGAUGAAGUUGGAAGUUUCAGGAAUUGUAUUUCACAAUUCCUGACAUUUUAAUCCUAUUCCCUGUUUUAGUUCAGUUAGGAUCACCACUUAAUUUUAAGAAUGUGAAAUGUCAGAAUAAUAGUAGAGAACGAUUUAUUUCAGCUUUUAUUUCUUUCAUCACAUUCCCAGUGGGUCAGAGGUUUGCAUACACUCAAUUAGUAUUUGGUAGCAUUGCCUUUAAAUUGUUUAACUUCGGUCAAAUGUUUCAGGUAGCGUUCCACAAUAAGUUGGGUGAAUUUUGGCCCAUUCCUCCUGACAGAGCUGGUGUAACUGAGUGAGUCAGGUUUGUAGGCCUCAUUGCUCACAUGCUUUUUCAGUUCUGCUCACAAUUUGUUUUAUUGGAUUGAGGUCAGGGCUUUGUGAUGGCCACUCCAAUACCUUGACUUUGUUGUCCUUAAGCCAACUUUGGAAGUAUGCUUGGGGUCAUUGUCCACUUGAAAGACCAAUUUGUGACCAAGCUUUAACUUCCUGACUGAUGUCUUGAUGUUACUUCAAUAUUUCCACACAAUUCUCCUUCCUCGUGAUGUCCUCUAUUUUGUGAAGUGCACCAGUCCCUCCCGCAGCAAAGCAAACCCACAACAUGAUGCUGUCACCCCCGUGCUUACCGGUUGGGAUGAUGUUCUUCGGCUUGCAAGCCUCCCCUUCUUUCCUCCAAACAUAACAAUGGUCAUUAUGGCCAAACAUUUCUAUUUUUGUUUCAUCAGACCAGAGGACAUUUCUCCAAAAAGUACGAUCUUUGUCCCCAUGACCAGUUGCAAACCGUAGUCUGGCUUUUUUUAUGGCGGUUUUGGAGCAGUGGCUUCUUCCUUGCUGAGCGGCCUUUCAGUUUAUGUCGAUAUUGGACUCGUUUUACUGUGGAUGUAGAUACUUUUGUACCUGUUUCCUCCAGCAUCUUCACAAGGUCCUUUGCUGUUGUUCUGGGAUUGAUUUGCACUUUUCUCACCAAAGUGCGUUCAUCUCUAGGAGACAGAACGCAUCUCCUACCUGAGCGGUAUGACGGCUGCGUGGUCCCAUGAUGUUUAGACUUGCGUACAAUUGUUUGUACAGAUGAACGUGGUACCUUCAGGCGUUUUGGAAAUUGCUCCCAAGGGUGAACCAGACUUGUGGAGGUCUUGGCUGAUUUAAAAAAGGGGAAAAAAAUUAAUCUUGAUUUUCCCAUGGUGUCAAGCAAAAGAGGCACUGAGUUUGAAGGUAGGCUUUGAAAUACAUCCACAGGUACACCUCAAAUAUACUCAAAUGAUGUCAAUUAGCCAAUCAGAAGCUUCUAAAGCUAUGACAUUUUCUGAAAUAUUCCAAGCUGUUUAAAGGCACAGUAAACUUCUGACCCACUGGAAUUGUGAUACAGUGAAUUAAACUGUCUAAACAAUGGUUAGAAAAAUUACUUGUGUCAUGCACAAAGUAGAUGUGCUAACCGACUUGCCAAAACCUAUAGUUUGAACAAGAAAUUUGUGGAGUGGUUGAAAAACGAGUUUGAAUGAUUCCAACCUAAGUGUAUGUAAACUUCCGACUUCAACUGUAUUUUAGCUCCAUUUGACCACACAAUUUCCCAUAUCUGUUUCAGUGCCAGAUGGCUGGAUAUUUUAUGCCACUUUGAUUUCAUGUAAAUAGAUCUGUCCGUGUACCAUUUUUACUGUUUGAAAUAUCAUUUUGAUGUACAAAUUUAAAUGCAUGCAGUGUGCAUGAGUCUGUGUUGGCAUUACAUAUCACAGAUAGCAAAGCUAAAGACAUCUGACAUUUUCUUUGAGAUAAAAUAGUAUUGCAUUAUGAGUCAGCUCCGGGUUUUCCCUAGGUACAGAUCUGUGAUCAGCUUCCCCUCCCCAAUUCUAACCUCAAUGAUUAGUGGGGAACAUUUCAAACUGACCCAAGAUCAGUGUCUAAGGGCAACUUCACGGCUCGCCUGGUAUAAUAAGAGCUGCUUGUUUUUUUUUUUACUAUGGUUGUAGGUUUAGUGCAUACUGUAUGUACAUUUCUUUAACAAUAGAGGGAACUGUUGAUACCAAAGAUGAACGAUGGGAUUUUCUUUCUCCAAACUCACACACAUCAAUGUUAAUUUCCUUUUAAUGAAUAGAUAUUAAUGUUCUUUUUCCACAAAAACAGAUAUUCCAGGAGAACAUGUACACUGUACUCAUGGAAAUAUUACAGUGUUAUAGGGGUUUAACAUUAUUAGUUGGUUCAGUUCUUAUAGCCUAAGGUGAACGUGUGUGUGUGUGUGUGUGUGUAUACAUUUUAAAUAGCAGAACUUUACAUAUAGGGUUGAUCACCUGAAAUUCAGAUUUGCAGUGCUUAGCAAAGUGUAUUGAAAUGUUUACAGGCCAGGAGCCCCUGGGGAAUGCAAGUUGUAAAGUUUUGCUAGUAGGAUUAUUAGCUCCCCAAGCCUCUUUUUAAAAAAUGUUUUUUUUUUUUUAAUCUGCUUAUCAAAUACCUGCCAUACAUAAUCAAAUGUUCCCUGCUAAUUUUCUAAUUAAAUAACACUACUAUGCA